AUUCGCGUGACAAUAUCAGACACGUUGUAAAUCACCAUAUUCUCCAUCAUCGUCUUGAGAUUCCUAAUCUGCACCAACGACUGUCUAAAUCUACAUGGGAGAGGAUGAUAGGAGUUUUAACGCGAAUUGGUGAGAAAGUAUUUGAAAAGGUUGUCGGUAAGAGUAAAGCGGCGGAUAGCAGACAACAGAAAGAGGAAGAAGAGGAGAAGGGUGUUGAAGUGUUUGGAAAAAGUGAUGAAAGUGAAGAUAACGGAAUCUAUUUUGAAAGUAUUACAAUCAAAGAUGAAAAGCCAAACAUUGAUAACUUGGAUCCCAUUAAUCCAAAGAGUGGCGUGAACGUCGAUUCAAAUGAUAAUUUCAACGCUAGCCCUGAUGUUCGACCAACAGAACCUACACCCAUUGGUGCUACAUCAUCCAUGGCUUCUUCCUUACCAAUGUCUUCCUCAUUGCCAACGUCUUCCUCUCAGUCCAGCCUUUCAACAUCGGUCCCUCUAAGUACGUUAUUUGCAUCCUUGUUCAUGGUAUAUUACGUAAUUCUUCGCGUCCGACUUUGGAAUGCAAGAAUGAAAACAAAUGUAUAUGUUGGAGAUGGUACAACAGAAAUGAUCAGAAUGGAUCGAGGAGAUAAUCGAAGGCGGAAAAGAGAACAAGGUGAGAUACGCGUGUAUGAAGAUAUUUGGGGAGCGGAUUGUUUAAGGAAAGCGAAUUAA
Molecule: messenger RNA, 710 nt
Organism: Paraglomus brasilianum
Lineage: Eukaryota; Fungi; Glomeromycota; Glomeromycetes; Paraglomerales; Paraglomeraceae
Source: the annotation of a GenBank genome assembly